Xyrauchen texanus (razorback sucker) is the source of this 3059-nucleotide messenger RNA. RefSeq names its product leucine-rich repeat-containing protein 2-like. Gene Ontology annotation, molecular function: protein binding. The record is from RefSeq and is a predicted model, not a curated record. Lineage: Eukaryota; Metazoa; Chordata; Actinopteri; Cypriniformes; Catostomidae. The transcript has 10 exons. Bases 164 to 1243 code for a protein of 359 amino acids.
CAUGACAUAAGUGUAAGAGCCAAGAGUGUGUUAUGAGGAAUCAUAUCUCAUGCAGUAAAAAUAGCACACAGCCUCCAAAAUACAGACAAGCAGUAAACAAGCAACUAAACCCGGAGAGGAGCCGCUCGCAGACGCAGAUUGUUCCUCAGCAUCAGUUCCCAUCAUGAGGAUGGAUCGGAUUGGUAUCGACAUUCCAGUGUACGAUCUCUCACUGAUCCGAGGGCUGUGGGAAGGACGAGUGAAAAAAUACAAACAUCGACAGAAGAAAGAGGAGGAACGAUUGGAGAAAAGUGCUCUGAUCAAAAUCAAUCAGCAAUGGCAGUAUCGUAUUGCGUGCAAAAGGUUAAAGAGCGCAGAGAUCACAGCACUUCAGUGUUAUUUGGAGAGAUCGACUUGCGCAGAACUCGAUAUCAUGCCCACUGAUAAUAAAGACAGUGACACAGAAGACAAGAGAUUCGUUUUUGAGAUGAUUGGAGAUAAAUGGAGGAAGUUACCUGAGGAUCUUCAGUUCAUGACGUAUCUCAGAGAAUGGCACAUCCGAAGAACAAUGAUACCUGAGAUUCCCACUUACAUCGAAUCCUUUUUGGAUCUGCGUGUGCUGGACGUCCCGAGGAACGGAUUUACAAAACUUCCUGUUGAGAUCGGAAAGCUGAUCAAUCUGAGGGAAUUAAAUGUCAAUUAUAAUAAACUGUUGAGCAUUCCAGCCGAACUCGGAGACUGUGAGAAUCUCGAACGAUUAGAGAUGACGGCGAACGGCAAUCUGACAGAACUGCCCUUUGAGUUGAGUAAUCUCAAAAAGCUGACGCACUUGGACAUGUCAGAAAAUAAAUUUGGCAGUAUUCCGAUCUGUGUCCUGCGUAUGGAAAGUCUGAAGUGUUUCGAUAUCAGUAACAACAGACUCCAAGACCUGCCUGAAGACAUGGACAGGCUGGAGGCUUUAGAGACCGUGUUCCUUCACAAAAACAGACUGAAGUUCGUGCCGAUGUCCAUGGCAAACCUCAUUCAUCUGAAGAUGCUCGUCGUGAGCGCUGAUGAGCUCUACAGCAUCCCGUCCAAAUUCGUUGACAAUCCUGAUAUCAAACUAAUCCGAUUAUAUGACAAUCCAAUAAACGUCCAGGAUGAAGACGUGAACCAACAGGACGAUCAUGAGAAGGAAUUUAUGAAGACAUACAUCGAGUCUCUUCAGGACAGAGACACUCAACCAACAUACACGACUAAAGUGUCUCUGAGCUGUCUGCUGUAACAUCAUCAGAUCAAUAAUCAAGCUGAACGUCAAUGAUACAGACAUCCAUCAUUGUAAAUAUCACAGAAAUUCUCCUUUAUGUUGGAAUAAGCAUGACAUGUUUUCACUAUAUAUUUCAACAUAGUGUUUAAAAAGCUUGUUUAGUGUUCUCAUUCCCAGUACAAUGAAACUUUGAGUUGAAUGAGUUUUAGGUUACACUGGAUUUGAGUUUUGUAGCAGUAACUGGAUUAUGUAAGAAAGGCUUCAUUUGAUUAUGGUGUAUGUUCACAUGGUUACAUUACUCAUCAUUAUCUGUAAAACAAUUGCAUAUGUUGAUCCAGAACCCAUGUGAUACAAAAUAGCACUUUCUCAGAUCUCAGUUAUUUAGUUUGUGACCAAACACGUUUUGUUCUGCAGCAUUAAAAUGAAUCUGUUUCCUGUGAUGAUGUAAUGGGUGUCAAUAUUUGAUCUAACUGUUUUUGUAAGUCAGUGUUUUAUAACAUGUCAUAUAGUAUUAUUACAAUUAUUGUUAUUGACAGAAGUUCAUAUAUGUUUGCCUUCUUGCACAAGGCAUAAAAACAAGAUGAAUGAAUCAGUGUUAAAAUAUUAAAAUGAACAUCACAAUCAUGGCAUAUGCAUUUGUUUAUUGAAACAUUAAAAGCUCAAAUCAUAUGCAUGCUUCAUGUCACUGGAUACGUCAACACAAUCUCUUCAGAAGGCAUCUACAUGCAAUAAGCAUCAGUAUUCAAACCAAUGCAAAAUGUGAGUUUAGUGCAUCUCUGAGCUCAUCGAGUGAAUACAGCAAACACACACUCAAGAGCAGCUCUGAUCGCAUGUAGACACUCAUAACUACACUUCCUAUUUGACAUCAUUUUCAAGUGUGCAUAAUAAUUAGGUCCCCCAAAAUGGCAACUGAAAUGUUUCCUUUCUUUCUGUACUAUUAAAAUACAUUAUUAGUGCUUCUGUCUGUGCAUGAUAAAGCAGCUUGCGCUUCAUGUUGGUUGUUAUUGCCUCAGUUCAUGUUAUUUGAUAUUAUGCAAAGGUUUGAACAGAUAUGAACUCCAGUGCAGUGACUCUUAACUGGUGGGUCUUGACUGGUCUGUUGUGAUUUGGCCAUCUAUGGUGAAAUAAGAUGAUAAAAUGAGUAAACAAAUAAUAGUGCAUAGUUAGAAUAGCAAAAACUACCCCACAUCUUUUGUUGGAUCCAAUCAAACUGUAAAUUGAUCUGUCAGUUGGUAGAAGCUUGUCAAAUUACACGAUGUUAACAUGGAUGAGUUGUGCGACACAAACUCAUUCUCAAAAACUAACAACAAAACAACCCAGAUAACAUACAAAAUGAGGAUAAACAUUAUUUGUGCUACCACACACACUUGCGCGCGCGCGCGCACACACGCACACCCACACUCGCUCGCUCACACACACACACCCCCAACACACUCACACACCCAACACACUCACCCCCAACACACUCACACACCCAACACACUCACCCCCAACACACUCACACACACACCCCCAACACACUCACACCCCAACACACACACACCCCAACACACUCACACACUCGCACUAACUCACACACACACCCCAACACACUCACACACACACCCCCCAACACACUCACACACUCGCACUAACUCACACACACACCCCAACACACUCACACCCCAACACACACACACCCCAACACACUCACACACUCGCACUAACUCACACACACACCCCAACACACUCACACACACACCCCCAACACACUCACACACUCGCACUAACUCACACACACACCCCAACAGACUCACACACACACCCCCAACACACUCACACCCCAACACACUCA